This is a messenger RNA of Poeciliopsis prolifica (blackstripe livebearer), 2867 nucleotides long. RefSeq lists its product as uncharacterized. Gene Ontology annotation, cellular component: cytosol; cytoplasm. Gene Ontology annotation, molecular function: protein-lysine N-methyltransferase activity. Gene Ontology annotation, biological process: peptidyl-lysine methylation. The record is from RefSeq and is a predicted model, not a curated record. The coding region runs from base 77 to 1804 and encodes 575 amino acids. Lineage: Eukaryota; Metazoa; Chordata; Actinopteri; Cyprinodontiformes; Poeciliidae. The transcript has 8 exons.
AUCGUAUCCAGACACAGUUGAGGUGCUCGUUCAUGAAAAGUAAAGCAGGAUUGGGUCACAACUAACAGGAUUUUAUAUGGAAACGUCGUGUUCACCAUUUGUGGAAGAAACAAGCUUCACCAGAACAGAGGAUGAAGAUGAGGCUGAAGAAAAUGAAGAGGAGGAUAAAGAGGAAUCAGCUGACAGGAAGCAACGACUGGCAGCCUGGGCUCCGUCUUUUUACUGCAGAAUGGGCAAAGAGGUGUACAGCUACGCUGGCCAUGAGAUUGUUAUCGAAGAGGGUCUUGACUCAUAUGCAGGCAUGAUAUGGCCUGGGGCUUUGGCUCUCUGUCGCUAUCUUGAAACUCACCGUGACCAACUGAAUCUCAUGGACAAACCCAUCCUGGAGAUUGGAGCAGGAACUGGUCUUGUGUCUGUGGUGGCGACACUUCUCGGUACGAGUGAACGUGGUUGGGUCACAGCGACAGACCUUCCAGAGGUUCUGAGCAACACGAGAGCCAACCUGUGCAGGAACACCAGGGGCCUCUGCAGACACACACCCCAGGUGGCACCUCUGCCCUGGGGCUACAACCUGGAGAGCACCUACCCUUCGACCGUCUACAAGUACCACUACGUCCUGGCAGCCGACGUGGUUUACCAUCAUGACUUCCUGGAUGAGCUCUUGGUCACCAUGAAGCAUUUCUGCAAACCAGGAACAACAUUGAUCUGGGCCAACAAGGUCCGAUUUGAGUCCGACCUGGUGUUCACGGAGAACUUUAAGAAAGCCUUCCACACAAGUCUGCUGGUCGAAGAAGGAGAGAUGAAGAUCUUCAUGGCAACGAGUAGGGAAGGAGAUGAUGAAGUAGAUCGGGGGCUGAAAAUCCAAGAUCUGUUGGGAGAAGAGGAUGGAAAGACUGUGGAGGAAGAAAGCAACAAAGACAACGGUGAAGGCAAACCUUCAUGUGCCUGUAAAGAGGUGAGAGGUGAUACACUGGACAAUUACAAUGAGGAGGAAGAAGACAAUAAGUUUGAAAGUGAUGUGGAGGAAGAGGAAAUUGUGACCUCCAAAAAUGUUGAGCACAAUGAGAUUGUUGCAAGUAAUGACAACAUUUCUGAACAGGAGUGUUCGGACCAGACGGAUGUAAAGCAGAAAUGGGUUCCAAACAUCAUUUGCCACGUUAACAAAGACAUCUACCAUUACGUAGGGAAGGACAUUGUCAUUUAUGAAUCCAUAGAUUCAUUUGGAGCAAUGAUGUGGCCAGCUGCAUUGGCUUUGUGCUCCUUUCUUGACAACAACAGGGACACAGUGGACCUGCGAGGGAAGAGGGUGCUGGAACUGGGAGCAGGAACAGGAUUGGUAGCCAUUGUGGCCAGUCUACUGGGAGCAUCAGUCACAGCCACAGAUCUUCCAGAGAUAUUAGGGAACCUUCAAGCCAACUUAAUGAGGAACACCAGGGGCCUCUGCAGACACACACCCCAGGUGGCACCUCUGCCCUGGGGCUACGACCUGGAGAGCACCUACCCUUCGUCCGUCUACAAGUACGACUACGUCCUGGCAGCCGACGUGGUUUACCAUCAUGACUUCCUGGAUGAGCUCUUGGUCACCAUGAAGCAUUUCUGCAAACCAGGAACAACAUUGAUCUGGGCCAACAAGGUCCGAUUUGAGUCCGACCUGGUGUUCACGGAGAACUUUAAGAAAGCCUUCCACACAAGUCUGCUGAUCGAAGAAGGAGAGAUGAAGAUCUUCAUGGCAACGAGUAGGGAAGGAGAUGAAGGUGACCGGACCAGACUGGGUAGGCCUACAGGAUGCAGGAUCAAGGCCUAAUUUAAAGGACUUAAUGUUGAACUAUUUUUUGUGAUUUUUUUCCCCCCCAAAUGUUAUCAGAUACCCACAAACUUUCUUAAAGGUUGUCUGACAUGCAAGAUCAGUUUAAAAAUGUUUUGCUCGAGACUCAGUAUGGAAGACAUGUUUAGGUUAUUUACCUGAGAAACGUUUAAAUGUCAGUUCAGUAUCAAAAUAUUUAUAAUAGUGGUCUUGGCAAGCUUCACUUUGGCUGGUCUAACUUCAAUCAAGAAAAAUUGGGACAAGUAAUUAACUGUUUCUGGGGUGAUUUUGGCUCACUCUCACAAUACACAACUUUUUUAAUACUUCUGCUGUUUUGGUUCUGCCAAGGCAUUUCAAGCCAAUUGAAGUCUAGGCUUUGUAUAUGCCACUGCAACAACUGGAGCAUAUGCUUCUCUGCUGGUACAAGAUGUUUGUAAUGAUAUGCUGCACUGGGUUUUUACCAAACAAGGUCUACUGUGGUCUCAUCUGUCCAAUGGAUAGGCCUUGUGGUACGAGACGCAACUUUACAAACACAACUUGUUGUAAUUUCUUUAAAGCAGAAGUUGUUUUACUAGAAACCAACAUUUGAGUUCAUCCUGAAGUGAAUUUGCUGGGAUGUCUUAAAUGAUUUCCACUUGUGAAUUACUGAAUUGAUUGGAAAUAGCCUUAAAAUCUAGACUGAUGCACAUCGACAGAUGUAGCUUUCAUGGUGACGUUGUGACACACAUCUGUGUCCUCCAAACAACCAGACCUUCUGGUCUUAUAGGAGGUGGACAGACUUGCUGAGUAUCAGAUAAAUAGGAGGAUAUACUUUCCCUUUUCCGGCUAAAUCUUAUUGAAGAUGAUAUGGUCUAGUUGCAACAAUGAAGUUCAUUGUAUUGGGGAAACCCAUUUUAGAAAUCCAUGUCCAUUUGGUGGUUCAAUGCCUUUUUGUUUAACAAACUACUUUUAAUGGAUCAAGAAAUGUGGACAAUGUGGAUUCUUCUCGUCUUCUGUAUUUUUCCACACUCGUAAUACAGAGAAGUGACAUGUGAACCCGUUUUAAAUAUUUUUAUUCAGUGAA